Messenger RNA from Dovyalis caffra, 909 nucleotides. The record is from the annotation of a GenBank genome assembly. NCBI's taxonomy places the organism in Eukaryota, Viridiplantae, Streptophyta, Magnoliopsida, Malpighiales, Salicaceae.
AUGAUAGGCUCGCAAGCAAUCGUUUCUUUUCCAAGAACUGAUGGAAAUCUUGCAGUUUAUACCUCACCGAUAACAAGUUACGGAACACGAUUGGAACAAGGAAAUCUUACCUUUCCUGUCUUCGAUAUAUCUGCUACAAAUCAGAACAAUGAGAUGAUAAUCUAUGCCAGUCUGCAGCUCCAUGGAAACAUCAGUACAGUCAAUCAUCUCUGGCAAGUAGGUCCAAUGUCUGGAAACACUCCAAUGAUGCAUAGCGUUGCUCCAUCCAGUCCUAAUGUUAAAUCCAUGGGGAGUUUGGAUUUCCUUUCGGGGAGGACUACUUCUACAAAAAGUUCUCCAAGCACACUGAAAACCGUCCAUGGAAUAUUGAACACAGUAAGCUGGGGUAUUCUAAUGCCUAUUGGGGCCAUCAUUGCAAGGUACAUGAAAAGGUUCGAAUCUGCCAACCCUUUGUGGUUCUACUUGCAUGUCAGCUGUCAAAUGCUGGCUUGUAUUCUUGGUGUUCUUCCUGGAUUUGUGACUGGGAUUGUUCUUGGCUUGAGGUCCCAAGGAAUCGAACAUUCCUGUCACAGGAUCAUCGGCAUUGUCCUAUUCUGUCUUGCAAUGGCACAGGUGUUGGGUGGCUUGUUCAGACCUAACAAAGACAGCAAGUAUCGGCCUUUCUUCAACUGGUUCCACUGCUUGGUGGGCUUUUCAACACUUAUCCUAAGCGCAUCCAACAUAUUUGUGGGAUUUGGCAUAUUACGCACUGCAAACUUUUGGAGGAAUGCCUACAUUGCCGUAUUAGGAGUCUUGGGGUCCAUCGUGUUGCUAUUGGAAUUAUACUUUUGGUACAUUAAUCGGAUUAAAGGUCGGAAGUCAGAAACCUCGGACAAGAACAAGUCCACUGGCAUUGCAGUAGCAGCAUAG